GAUGUUUUUUUUCCUUCGAAUUUAGUCGAGUCUCACGGCAACGACACCUUCUGAUAUCGUGACCGUGACGAAAAAGCGACCCCGGUUUCUUUUUUUGUGCGAUUCAACCGCGUCAGUAAUUACACAAAUGUCAGAGUCAGAUUUAUUAGCUUCCGACCAAAUCGACGGUCUUGAUGGGCUUGAGAACGGCCAGGAUGGUGACUCCAUUAUGCAGUCAGAUUGUGUCAAACGUGAAUUCAACGAAUCUAAUAUAGAUGAUCCGGAGCUAGAAGCCAUUAAAGCACGUGUGCGGGAAAUGGAAGAGGAAGCUGAAAAAUUAAAACAAUUACAGUCUGAAGUGGAUAAGCAAAUGAAUAUGGGGAGUCCACCAGGAAUUACUAGUCCAUUGAAUAUGUCGAUUGAGGAUAAAAUGGAAGUAGACAACAGAUCCAUUUAUGUUGGUAAUGUCGAUUAUGGAGCAACAGCUGAGGAGUUGGAGCAACAUUUCCACGGAUGUGGUAGCGUGAAUAGGGUUACAAUACUUUGUAAUAAAUUUGAUGGCCACCCGAAAGGUUUUGCUUAUAUCGAAUUUGCUGAGCGCGACUCUGUGCAAACAGCCAUGGCCAUGGACGAAUCAAUGUUUCGUGGACGUCAAAUUAAAGUUAUGCCCAAGAGAACGAAUCGACCAGGGAUGUCAAUGACGAAUCGAGGGCCCAGGGGUACACGUGGAUACAGGGGGGUAGCACGUGGAAUAAGCCGUGGAAGCGCUUAUUUUGGUUACAGGCCAAUGAGACGACCUAGAUAAACCCAAUUUUAAUGAUAAAACGAGAAAAAAAACAAGGGAUAAAAUUACUGUCCAUCUUUCGACAUUGCAUUCAUUUUCUCGCAAAAUAAUUGUGCUUAAUCUUCUUCGAUAUCGAUGAACAUUAUAGCUGAUGAUAGCGCUUUUACGACAUUAAAGAUAUCAACCAAAAUAAUGGUCUCAAUCAUUUAAAAUAGCAUUACACAUUACCUUAAACAAUUUAUGGCCGUCCUUUCAUUCAUUUUUGCUUCGACUGUGUUGGUCAUUUUUUCCGUUCUCAAGACAAUUUAAUUUCAAUUAUUCCAAUUAAUUAUCCGACAAUGAGUAAUAAAUAUGCUUGUUUACUCCUGUCAUUAUAUCGCUUUAUCUUUUGUUUCUUUCUUUCCUUCAAAGUGGAACGGUUUUGGGGAAAUUGUUGGGUGCAAUACUUUUCACUAUAUUUUUGGUUAAAUUAAUUUGGUGGGGCGGUUGGUUGUUGUCC
Messenger RNA from Diachasma alloeum, 1262 nucleotides. It is a transcript of the gene Pabp2, whose product is annotated as polyadenylate-binding protein 2-B. The transcript is spliced from 8 exons. Lineage: Eukaryota; Metazoa; Arthropoda; Insecta; Hymenoptera; Braconidae. Gene Ontology annotation, molecular function: RNA binding. The record is from RefSeq and is a predicted model, not a curated record. Bases 128 to 784 code for a protein of 218 amino acids.